Messenger RNA from Psilocybe cubensis, 1692 nucleotides. RefSeq lists its product as uncharacterized. NCBI's taxonomy places the organism in Eukaryota, Fungi, Basidiomycota, Agaricomycetes, Agaricales, Agrocybaceae. Gene Ontology annotation, biological process: glycolytic process; glucose 6-phosphate metabolic process; gluconeogenesis. Gene Ontology annotation, cellular component: cytosol. The record is from RefSeq and is a predicted model, not a curated record. The coding region runs from base 1 to 1692 and encodes 563 amino acids. The transcript is spliced from 7 exons. Gene Ontology annotation, molecular function: carbohydrate derivative binding; glucose-6-phosphate isomerase activity; monosaccharide binding.
AUGACUUCCCCAGCUUCAGGCAAGUUCAUGUACACAACAAACCUGACUCUCCAGAAUCUGUAUGAUACCACCCGCGAGUCCAUUGUGCUCAAGGAACUCUUUGCAUCGGACCCGCAGAGAUUCGCAAAGUUCUCCAAGGAGUACAACUCGACCUAUGGCCCGCCAGUGCAGAUUCUUCUCGACCUAUCCAAGAACUUGAUCACCGAACCCGUCCUCGGUGCCCUGCUCCAGCUCGUGCGCGAAGCUGGCGUCGAGAAAGUCCGGGAUGCCAUGUUCGCAGGCGAGCACAUCAACACCUCCGAGGACCGCGCGGUGCUCCAUGUUGCUCUGCGCAACUUCACCGACGGCGGGCUCUCGAUCGCGCCGAAUGAGGCGGGCGUGAACGAGGUCGACGGCGUGCGUGCGCAUAUGAAGGAAUUUUCCGAGGCGGUGCGCUCGGGCGCGUGGAAGGGAUACACGGGCAAGCCUAUCGACACCAUCGUGAACAUCGGCAUUGGCGGUUCCGAUUUGGGCCCUGUUAUGGUUACUGAGGCCCUCAAGCCGUACGCGAAGCGCGAUUUGAAGGCGCACUUUGUGUCCAACAUCGACGGUACACAUAUCGCGGAGACGCUCAGGGAGUGUAACCAUGAAACAACCCUCUUCAUCAUCGCCAGCAAAACCUUUACCACACAGGAGACCAUCACGAACGCGGAGACGGCCCGCAGCUGGUUCCUCCAAGCUGCAGGGGGCGCGAGUGCACAAUCGCACAUCGCGAAGCACUUCGUCGCGCUCAGCACCAACACAAAGGCGGUCACCGCCUUUGGAAUUGAUGCAAAAAAUAUGUUCCAGUUCUGGGACUGGGUCGGUGGAAGGUACAGUCUCUGGAGUGCCAUCGGUCUCUCGAUCGCUUUGGUCAUUGGCUGGGACAAUUUCGAGGACUUGCUCAAGGGUGCACAUGGAAUGGACAAGCAUUUCAAAGAGACUCCUCUCGAGCAGAAUCUUCCGGUGCUAAUGGCUGCCAUUGGUAUCUGGUACAAUGAUUUCUACGGCGCCCAAACGCUCGCUCUAUUGCCGUACGACCAAUACUUGCACAAAUUCGCGGAUUACUUCCAACAGGGAGAUAUGGAAUCGAACGGAAAAUCUAUUACCAAAGGCGGACACAAAGUCGACUAUCAGACAGGGCCAAUCAUCUGGGGCGCAUCCGGCACAAACGGCCAACACUCGUUCUACCAGCUCGUACACCAAGGCACAAAACUCAUCCCCACCGACUUCCUCGCGCCCGCUACGACACACAACCCGAUCGAGCACUCCAAGCACCACCGCAUCCUGCUCUCCAACUUCUUCGCCCAGCCCGAGGCGCUCGCGUUUGGAAAGACCGAGGAGGAAGUUAGGAAGGAGCUGGGCAAGGAGGGCGAAGGCAACGAGGCGCUGGUGAAGAGCAAAGUCUUCGCUGGGAACCGUCCAAGCACGAGUAUCAUGUUCCCGCUCCUCACGCCCGCGGUGCUCGGUGCGCUGAUUGCGCUGUAUGAGCACAAGAUCUUCGUGCAGGGUGUUGUGUGGGGUAUCAACUCGUUUGAUCAAAUGGGUGUCGAGCUCGGUAAGGUGCUCGCGAAGAAGAUUCUCGCCCAGCUCGAGAAACCUACAGAUGUCGUCGGCCACGACAGUUCGACAACGGGAUUGAUCCACUACUACCAAAAGCACAGAAAAGAGUGA